Messenger RNA from Papaver somniferum (opium poppy), 793 nucleotides. RefSeq names its product 60S ribosomal protein L23. The transcript is spliced from 4 exons. The record is from RefSeq and is a predicted model, not a curated record. Gene Ontology annotation, molecular function: large ribosomal subunit rRNA binding; structural constituent of ribosome. NCBI's taxonomy places the organism in Eukaryota, Viridiplantae, Streptophyta, Magnoliopsida, Ranunculales, Papaveraceae. Gene Ontology annotation, biological process: translation. The coding region runs from base 82 to 501 and encodes 139 amino acids. Gene Ontology annotation, cellular component: cytosolic large ribosomal subunit; ribosome.
AUUUCUUUCAACUUCACCCUCCAGAGAGAGAGACAGCCGAGGAGAAGAGAGAAGAAGCAUCUCAAUCUUCAUCGAUCAAAAAUGGCCAAACGUAGGGGAGGAACCGCAGGAAGCAAGUUUAGGAUGUCCUUGGGUCUACCAGUUGCAGCAACUGUGAACUGUGCUGAUAAUACAGGAGCUAAGAAUCUGUAUAUCAUUUCAGUGAAAGGUAUUAAAGGUCGUCUUAAUAGAUUACCAUCUGCCUGUGUUGGUGAUAUGGUUAUGGCUACUGUUAAGAAAGGUAAACCAGAUCUUAGAAAGAAAGUUAUGCCUGCUGUUAUCGUUAGACAACGUAAAGCUUGGCGUCGUAAGGAUGGUGUUUUCAUGUACUUUGAAGACAAUGCAGGAGUUAUUGUAAACCCAAAGGGAGAAAUGAAAGGUUCUGCUAUCACCGGCCCUAUUGGAAAGGAAUGUGCAGAUUUGUGGCCUAGGAUUGCAAGUGCAGCCAAUGCCAUUGUUUGAGAAGCCCCCCAUCCUUCCACCUAGUUGAAGAAAAAACCAUUAAGUUCAGUACUGAGUUAGUUAUCAGGUUGUAAUUUGUUUUUCUUUUGGAUUAUUAGUUCUCUUAUCCAUAACAAAUCACAUGUUCAGUCAGAGAUUUCUAUCCCUGAAGGAUUUGGAACUUGAAAGUUUUGCUCAUCGCUUAAAAGAUUUGCUUGUUUUACUGUUGUCUUAUUUUUUUACUGUUUAUUUGUUGCAUUUGAUUUGUGUUGUAUUAAACAAAUUAUACCCAGAAAUCAGAGGAUUCAGCACA